CACAUGGACAAACCGGUAUUCGAUAUCAAAACAUAUUUUGACUGACUCGCACAGUUGUUUCCCGCAUCAUGUUUCACUCGCUGUGGGUGUGAGCACGAGUCGACCAAUAGCGCCCGGAUCCGGGCCACUGCCAGUCAGAGCCUGGAGUCCCAAACAACUCCAGCGCUAGCAUCGAUGCUAACGCUGGAGCAUCGAAACAAUGACAAAAACCGUCUAACUUCACCCUCGAGCUACGGACGAGGCACACAUAUUAUCGACAAGUUACAUCAGCGUUGACUUCGCCAUGGCUGUUCGAGAAAUGCUGUCGUACCGACGCGCCACCGCGAUAACCGUCAAGCUUGACGACGAUUCGGAGCCCGAGUCGAGUUUCGCGUUUAAGAAACCGGACCGCCGCGAGUCUCAGAUCAUCCACAGCGGUCAUUUCAUGGUGUCUUCGCCUCAUACCGAUCACCCGCCGAAGAAAGGUUACGACUUCGAUACCGUGAAUAAACAAACGUGCCAGACGUAUCACUUCGGGAAGACGAGCACGUCGCAUCUGUCCAUCGACGCUUCACUGACGAAACUCUUCGAGUGCAUGACACUCGCGUACAGCGGGAGGUUAGUGUCACCAAAAUGGAAAAACUUCAAGGGACUGAAGCUGCUGUGGAGGGACAAGAUUCGCUUGAACAAUGCCAUCUGGAGAGCCUGGUACAUACAAUAUGUAGAGAAGAGACAGAAUCCGGUUUGCCACUUUGUCACACCGUUGGAUGGAAAUAUGGACUCUGGAGUGCAUCGACCCACGGAGGCAAUAGCGACAGAAGGGAAGUAUUGGAAAAGAAGAAUAGAGAUCGUCAUCAGGGAGUAUCAUAAAUGGAGAACAUACUUCAAGAAAAGGUUACAGAAGCACAAGGAUGAAGACCUUUCCAGCCUCCUUACGGAGGCGGAGGAACAGUUGUCACUCUUUGGAGAAGUGUGUCCAGACACCUGCCGUGUCCCCUUCUGCCAGGACGAUGACGUCAGCGGUCGCCGCAGCUCACGCUGUAUUCUCGAGUCCCCCGUUCCCAUGGAGAUGGAUCCGCUCUUUGACAUGGAUGUGCUCAUGUCAGAGUUCUCGGACACUCUCUUCUCCACGCUGUCCUCUCAUCAGCCUGUGGCGUGGCCCAAUCCCAGAGAAAUCGCACACGCCGGGAACGCUGAUAUGAUCCAGCCAGGCCUCAUUCCCCUGCAGCCUAAUCUGGAUUUCAUGGACACUUUCGAGCCGCUGCAAGAUUUGUUUCACACCCUGCGUCCACCAGCUUUUCCCUCCAUAUCCCCCACUGCCCCCUCAGUCACCCCAUUAACCAACAACAACUCUCAAACACAGGCAUCCCUCCUGUCGUCCAUCCCGCUCUCAACGAUCCUCCCUUCGAUGUCAUCGGACUACCGCCUCAUCUCCUCCGUUCCUUUGCCCAGCCAUCUUUCACCCCAUCAGGAUGGUGAUAACGGCAUUGGCCCCUCCUACCAACAGAGCUACAUGCCUCUGUUCACGGAGGAAGUGACACAUAUGCCACCUUCAGCCCCGGCCCUCCCUUCUACAGUAACAGCCCCCCCGCCCGUCCCAAGCAUUCCGUCUCCAUCCGUAAAAACUCACAGCGCCCCUUCCACGGUCGCUCCCACUGAUGUGGCCGUCACCUUCAGUCUGCCCGGUGCAGCAUCCCCUCCUCAGCCCGUGGCGGUGAGCUCACAGCAGCAGAAUUUCGCCCUCCCAAAACCCCUUCCUCCCCCCGUUUCUAACAAAAAGAGCAGACACGUGCAGAGGCCAAUCGUCCCGGCAAAUCCAAUGCCGUCUCAGCUUAUACUCACAGGUCCUGCCAGCGCUGUUAUUGUUACUCCGUCUCCUCUCAACACUGAUGUGCACUCCUCCGCUGGUAUGGUCAUAGCCUCUUCCAGUCUUCCCUGUGCUUCAGCUGGUUUCCACAUUCUUCCUCAAACACAGAAAUCUCCUCAACUCAUCAUACCCAAAGAGGAAAGCAUCACAAAUGUGUCCACCAGCAAAACAUCAGCACAGUCAGCAGUAGCGCUUGAUGGGCGGAUCUCAGGUCAAGGGUCACCGUUAGGAGCAGAACAGGUGCCGAGUCCUCAGUCACCUCUCAACAGCAGCACGGGCCUGACCAAGUCUGAAGGCACUCAGAGUCGGAGGGUGAGUCACAUAUCAGCAGAACAGAAGAGAAGAUUCACCAUCAACGUCUGCUUUAAGACUCUGUGCAGUCUGGUGCCCACUCUCAAGCCACAAUCAAAUAUCAGUAAUGCAGCGACACUCCAGAAGACCGUUGAUUACAUCGGCAAGUUACAGAUGGAGAGACAACAGUUACUGGAAGAGACCAGGAGAUUGAGAGAGGAGAUCGAAGAGCUCAACUCAUCUAUAAACUUGUGCCAAGAACAGCUUCCUGCAACAGGGGCUCCCGUCACACGCCAUCGCUUCGACCACAUGAAAGAGAAGUUUGAGGACUACGUAAAGAGCAGAACUCUUCAAAACUGGAAGUUCUGGAUCUUCAGUGUCAUUAUUCAACCCCUGUUCGAGUCUUUUAAUGGGAUGGUGUCGACCACCAACCACACAGAGCUGUGUGAGACCACCAUGCAGUGGCUGGACCGCUACUGCGCUCUCCCGGUCCUGAGACCCAUGGUUCUCCAGACGCUCCGUCAGCUCUGUACCAGCACCUCCAUCCUGGCAGAUCCUGCGCUUUUACCCGAAGAGGCCAAACAGUUCGUCCUCAACACCAAAAAACACUCCCCUGCCUCUCCGCCUUAAACAGUCAUCGUUCAGAGGAUUUGAUCAAUUGGAUUUAUAUCCAGGCAUAUCGAUCUCGCACAACAUCCUCAGGAGCCUUGAAGACACGAUACGCCUUAACACACCGUGUGCAGUGCUCAGGUCUGUGAGAUGAAAGACGAACGCUUCUUUUUGUGUAUUUGGACUUAGAGGUUUUAUUUCAUAUCACUGUUUGUGUUGAAGAGGAGAUGCUGUUACAAACUGCCAUUAUGUUAACUAUAUGAUAGCUUUCAAAUAAUAAAGGUUGUUUUUAUGUAGCGUGUUGUACAUAAAAACCACACGCUGUUUUCUUUCUAGAAAAGAGCCGCGUGAAGUUUCUUGCAAACAAACCAAAGGGAAUGUCAGUCUGAUUCAUUCUCUAAAGAGCCAUUGUGGAACACAUCAGAUUGAUCGGAAGUGAUUUGUGUUUCUCACACUUGAAUAUGAAUCAUUCGAGUUGUCGCCUUUGCUUUACAGACAUCUUGACUUUACGUCUCAGGGCGGCUUUUUUUAUUUGCAGGUUUUUUUUUACUUUGAAAUCCUAAAGUUACGAAAGCAGUCUAUGAAAGUCUAGAACUAUGAAAAUGAUUGUUGCCCAGGAUGAGGUACAUACAAUACAGCACGCACACGUCAGAGACUUCACAUGCAUCUUGAUGUCAAACACCUGUUUUCACAGGAUUAAAGAAAUCCUUUAAACACACUGCAAUGACAUUAAAAUUCGAUGUAAAAACUUUUCUUUUCUUAGCUCUGCAACCCUUGUCGUCUGAAUCUCAUGUAGAGGUUCUCAUGGCAGAACGGAGUGGUUUUAAGUCUGUUGUUAAUAAACAUUUGAAGAAUUUG
Triplophysa dalaica is the source of this 3604-nucleotide messenger RNA. It is a transcript of the gene mlxip, whose product is annotated as MLX interacting protein. Bases 284 to 2767 code for a protein of 827 amino acids. Gene Ontology annotation, molecular function: protein dimerization activity; RNA polymerase II cis-regulatory region sequence-specific DNA binding; DNA-binding transcription factor activity, RNA polymerase II-specific. The record is from RefSeq and is a predicted model, not a curated record. Lineage: Eukaryota; Metazoa; Chordata; Actinopteri; Cypriniformes; Nemacheilidae. The transcript has 17 exons. Gene Ontology annotation, cellular component: nucleus. Gene Ontology annotation, biological process: regulation of transcription by RNA polymerase II.